Molecule: messenger RNA, 2425 nt
Organism: Calypte anna (Anna's hummingbird)
Lineage: Eukaryota; Metazoa; Chordata; Aves; Apodiformes; Trochilidae
Gene: BBS5
Product: Bardet-Biedl syndrome 5
Exons: 13
Coding region: 71-1174 (367 amino acids)
Biological process (GO): cilium assembly; intracellular transport
Cellular component (GO): ciliary basal body; BBSome
Molecular function (GO): phosphatidylinositol-3-phosphate binding
Source: RefSeq, a predicted model, not a curated record
AUCGCUGCUGCCCGCGGCGCGAGACACCACCCCGGUUGCCACAGCAGCGCGCGGGGCGGCGGCGGGAGCCAUGAGCGGGGUGCUGGACGUGCUGUGGGAGGACAGGGAUGUCCGGUUCGACAUCUCCCCGCAACAAAUGAAAAUGAGACCUGGAGAGGUCCUUAUAGACUGCCUAGAGUCUGUCGAAGAUACCAAAGGAAACAAUGGAGACAGAGGUAGACUGCUUGUGACAAAUUUGCGGAUUAUUUGGCGCUCAUUGUCUUUGCCCAGAGUGAAUCUCUCUGUUGGUUACAACUGCAUUAUAAACAUAACUACAAGAACUGCCAACUCAAAAUUACGAGGGCAGACAGAAGCUCUGUAUAUAUUGACUAAAUGUAACAAUACACGAUUUGAAUUCAUAUUUACCAAUGUUGUCCCUGGGAGUCCCAGACUCUUCACUUCAGUUAUUGCUGUACACAGAGCUUAUGAAACUUCUAAAAUGUAUCGUGAUCUGAAGUUGAGAAGUGCUUUGAUUCAAAACAAGCAACUGAGACUAUUGCCACAAGAAAAGAUAUAUAGUAAAAUCAAUGGAAUUUGGAAUUUAUCAAGUGACCAGGGAAAUUUGGGAACAUUUUUUAUUACAAAUGUAAGAAUAGUUUGGUAUGCGAAUAUGAAUGACAGCUUUAAUGUCAGCAUACCGUAUCUACAAAUUCGUUCAAUAAAAAUAAGAGACUCAAAGUUUGGCUUGGCACUUGUGAUAGAGAGUUCUCAACAGAGUGGAGGAUAUGUACUUGGUUUUAAAAUAGAGCCUGUGGAGAAACUACAGGAGGCAGUGAAAGAAAUUAAUUCACUUCACAGAGUUUAUUCAUCUAACCCUAUAUUUGGAGUGGAUUAUGAAAUGGAAGAAAAGCCUCAAGCUCUUGAGGACCUUACAGUGGAGCAGGUUCAAGAUGAUGUGGAAAUAGAAUCUGAACAAACAGAUGCUUUUGUGGCUUACUUUGCUGAUGAAAACAAGCAACAUGAUGGGGAGCCUGUUUUUUCAGAAGAACUGGGACUUGCAAUAGAGAAGCUAAAGGAUGGAUUCACACUCCAGGGACUCUGGGAAGUAGUGGGAGAACAGCCACUGUGGAAUAUUGGCAGCCAUGGGUUCCACACACCUGAGAGGUCCUGCCCUGUCUCUGGUCACAGGGUGUGAGGACCCCAGAAGUCCUUCCCCACUACAUGCAUGUCAGCUGCCAUUUUUUUUCAGCUGCCAUUAUGUAAAAUUUCAACCCCCUGCUUUCAUAGUGGUUGGUGAUUUGCUGAUAGUGGGUUUUGACACACAGACCCCAGGUGUUUUCAAGCAUGCAGUUGGCAGGACCAGCCACCCCAUCCUGCUUCCCCCAGAAGGUUGGCCGAGCAGGAAAAUUCUUUCCCUAACAACACAGAGUCUGCCAUGGUGUUUCAGCCACCAUUUUAUGGCCAGUAGCUACCAUUUUUUUACAACUUCAUGGCUCAUGUGUUUAUAUACUGCCCUGUGAUUGGCUGCCAGGACCAGCCACCCAAUGCCAUUUUACCUGGAAAUAUGUCUGAAAAGGAAGCUUCCUCUUCCUGCCUACAUGGAGGCUGCCAUUUGUGAUAAGGCAGUGUGUGGUCCCUUCCAACCCUACCCAUUCUGUGAUUCUAUUCCUGUAUUUAUACAGGAAUAUAAAUAUAGUUUAUAUUUACUUUCCCAUUAUGAUUAUGUGUAAAGCAAAUUUCUAUAACUUAUUUGGUGCUGUGCAACACAGAAAAACUAACAUAUGCAGAUUAUUUUGCAUCCAGGCAUAUUGGCUGUGUUAAUUCCAGUGAUGUUACUGCUAAUUUUGAUAAAAAGCAUUCCUGUUCCAAAUACUGGUUUUAAUGUCUCAUAAUGUUGUUAAAUGUUCAGCACGUACCAUUCCAGGUUCUUAAUUGUAAUUCAGAUAUCCUCACACAGUUUUUCUUUCUUUUUAAAAUUUUUGUUGGCUAGAGCACUUUUUUAAAGAAAUGUUCUACCAAAAAAUGCCCAUAUAAAUAGCUUCUCUGUCUGAGUCAUGAGACCUUUAUGAUGUUAUGUGUUAGAGAGAAAUGAGUCAUUUGUUCUUUAAAGGAAGAUGCAGCUGUUACGUUUUCUAGUGAGAUAAGACCUCUGUGCUAUUUUCUGUAAGUGGAAAAAGUCAAAUGAGCUCUCCUCUCAGCUGUUGUUUUAGCAGCUGACUGUUGUAGUAAAGUAACUGUAUUAUGAAUUGUGAUGUUUGUAGAAAACCUUUCAAAGUACAUAUUUUAAUGAAAUACUACCUAUAUUUCAAUAAAGUUCAACAAUGUUAUACCUCACUAUAGAUCUGGCAUUCAGACAGCUGUGUUUUGCUUCUGUUUCCUUACAUUCAAAAAACAUUUUACUGUAUGAAUAAAAAGAGUUCCUUAUAUAGGCAAUAUGCAGUUGUUC